Messenger RNA from Arachis duranensis, 1803 nucleotides. RefSeq lists its product as uncharacterized. Bases 1 to 1803 code for a protein of 600 amino acids. The record is from RefSeq and is a predicted model, not a curated record. The transcript is spliced from 4 exons. NCBI's taxonomy places the organism in Eukaryota, Viridiplantae, Streptophyta, Magnoliopsida, Fabales, Fabaceae.
AUGGAUGAUAGAGUUGUAUUGAAGAUUUAUUACUACGGACAGAUCUUAUUACAAACAUAUGAGGGAGUUCAAUUUGUGUGUGAAAAUCCAUUAGAUGUUGUUAUUCCGUUCACGUUGUCAUUUGAGGAGUUGAAAGGUGUGAUUUGUGAGAAGAUAGGCACGCAAAGAUGUAGGAGAAUAUCGUGUAUUUUGUACAGGUAUCCUUUACCUGUGUUUGGCGGGUUUGUUCAAUUUCAAACCAAGUAUGUGAUGGACGAAGCGAGUAUGCAGGAAAUAUUUUCAAUGUACAUGAAAAAUCGCCACCGAAUAUCGUGCAUCGAGUUAUAUAUUGAGUUUGAGCAAUCUGAAGCAGACUGUAACAUUGAGUUGGAAGAUUAUAAUAGUGAAAGCGAAGAUGAAUUUGAAAGUAACUAUGAGAUCGUCGGUCCAGGUGAGGACGAAGAAGCAGCUGUUGGCGCCAUGAACGCAGAUGUGGCGGAAGUUGCGAAUGCACUAGCAAACCCGCAUCCGUUUCAAGAGCCUUCUUUCAUGCGGUCAUUGGAUUUGGGGGCUAUGCACGCACCGGAGUUUCCGCAAUAUAUGAAUACAGAUGGAAUAGAGAAAAAUAAGACUAUAACGAUCUUACCUAGUAAAAAGUACUGUUGGGAGAUAAGGAGGUACAAUGGAAGUCAUACUUGUACCAGGUCUACUAUUUCUCAAGACCAUUCGAAGCUGGAUUCCAAGACAGUUGCAGAAGCAAUAAAGCCGUUGGUAGAGGUUGACCCGUCUAUAAAGGUAAAAUCUGUAAUUGCUGAUAUCCAGUCAAAGUUUAACUACACCAUCAGUUAUCGCAAGGCUUGGUUAGCAAAGCAGCAGGCGGUCGAAUCAAUUUUUGGAAGUUGGGAAGCAUCGUAUGAAGCUUUGCCGAUAUGGUUUGAGGCCAUGUGCCACAAAGAGCCAUCAGCAGUGGUUCACUUUGAAACAAUGCCAGCUUACCAGGGGGAUGAUUUGGUUCCUGAUAUACGUGUUCUACAUAGAGUCUUCUGGAGUUAUUACCCCUGUAUAAGGGCCUUCAGACACUGCAAGCCAGUGGUGCAGGUGGACGGGACUCAUUUGUAUGGAAAAUACAAGGGUUGUUUAUUGGUUGCAGUGUCACAAGAUGGUAAUAACAACAUCGUGCCUAUUGCAUUUGCCAUAGUGGAGGGAGAGACUUCUGAUGCAUGGCACUUUUUUCUGAGCAACCUGCGUCAACAUGUGGUGACCCGUGAUGGUGUCGGACUAAUCUCCGAUCGACACGAUUCGAUUAGGUCAGCUUUUGAACGAAGUAAUGGGGCGUGGUCUCCUCCAAGAGCUUUCCAUAUGUUUUGUAUCAGGCAUAUUGAGUCCAACUUCUUGAGGAAGUUCAAAGCACCUUACCUGCAGAAGCUUAUCGUCAACAUUGGAUAUUCAAGGACGACCAGGGAGUACCAGAUGCGCUAUGAACGAUUAAAGGAACGGGGUGAGGCUUACACCAAUUGGCUUCAUCGGAUCCCUCGUGAGCAGUAUGCUUUGGCAUUUGAUGGUGGUUACCGAUGGGGUCAUAUGACCACCAAUCUUGUGGAAUGUAUCAACUCCGUCUUAAAGGGUGCACGCAAUCUCCCAGUCACUGCACUUGUUAAGGUGACAUUUUACAGGCUGAAUGAGUUGUUCACUAGGAAAAGAGCUGAAGCUGAAGCCCAAAUCAGUGCUGGACUUGUGUUCUCUGAGAUGGUGACAAUCAAGCUGCAUGCAAAUCAACGAGCAUCAGGUAACAUACAUGUUAGCUGCUUUGAUAGAGAAAAUUAA